This is a messenger RNA of Durusdinium trenchii, 1524 nucleotides long. NCBI's taxonomy places the organism in Eukaryota, Dinophyceae, Suessiales, Symbiodiniaceae. The record is from the annotation of a GenBank genome assembly.
AUGGAGAUCCCCGCACUACGCUUCACAGUGAAGCCUCGGCCCGCCAGCUGCCGCAAAGGUAAUGCCUCCAAGGGCAGAUGGCGAGUUCAACAGAUGCAGGAGGCCUUGGGCUCUGUGGGCAAGGUCAUCCGGGUCCGGCAGGCCCUCCAAGAGGGUGAUGCUGUGUGGGUGGACUAUCCAGACGUGGAAGACGAGCUCCACCAGGGUGAUGAAUGUUGGAUACUUCCUCGCCUUCACGAGACGGUGGAGAUUGAUGAGCAAGUGCCAGCUGCAAUGCAGCUGUUACAAGCAUAUGCAGAGCUGUAUAGAGUGGACGGCGAAACCCGCCGUGUUUCGGUGCAAGAAACCGCCCACGGUUUAUUGGAUUUCAUGCAAUCCUUCGAUUUGACCAAUGAGGACUUGGCGUGUGACCUCCUGCCCGCGGUCGCGGUUCGCGGACGCGGGCCAAUGCCAAAGGCGCACGCGGCAUCGCUUUGUUCGGCCUCCACGGCUGAAUGCUUGGUCAACCACCUAUGGAAAGAGAGUUCCUCAGACCAGGAGCUUGAGGACGCUUGCAGAAGUCUGGGCAUUUUCCAGGAAGAGACCUUUGGACUGGUUGCUUUGAACUUGCGUCAGACCCUAAAGGUCAGCCCAGUGGCCCUGGUGCAUGAAGGGCGGUUUGAAGUCGAAAGCCGCAAGAGCAUCCUGUUUCCAGGAGGAUGGCUGAUCUUUCUUCGACCACACAACACCGAUUUGACGGUCCUGGACCAUCUGGAACACCUGCCAUCCAAGUGCAGCUUGGUCACUCCUCGUUGGCAGCGCCGGAACCGGCCCAGCGGCCCGGCGACGUGGCGCUCGGCUUCCAUGUCUGAAUGGGCGCGCGAGAAGCUGAAGGCGUGUCUUGAUUGCUUGGAUGCGAAGCGAAAGCACAAGAAGAAGACGAAGAAGCCAUGUCCUCCCACCGUCGACGAGAACGAGGAGACGGUGAGCGUGGCAAACACGGAGGAUUUUGAGGAUCGACCCAACCUUCAUCCCAGCCUGCAGGAACUCAAGCUCCUCCACGCGGCGCUCCGCGACGAGCCGUCCACCGACGCUAGUUCCGGUGACGCGCUGGGCGACGAGCUCCGCUCGGAGCCCUCCGAGCGCAGCAGCGGCUGGGUGGAGAGUUGCGGGAUUAAGAUUUCUGCCAUGGAGCCGACCACCUUCCUGAUCACUGAAUCCCAGAAGGAAGUGAUGGCACAAGUGAUGAAUUGCGAGCCGUUUACCGUUGACGAGCUUCUGGGUACAGCUGCAAUGAACGCGGACGCGAAUGGCGUGGAAGUGAAAUACAUUGAGUCUCUGAGCAUUCUCAGCAUCGAGGAAUGCGAUCUCAAAAAGGAUGAAGCAGACAAAGCAAAGCUUUUUGCCUUGAGCGAAACAGAAGCGGAUGUUUCAAGCUUCACUUUCCCCACUAGCAUUGACGUCUAUUCGUCUUCUCUGAAGGUGUCAAUCGUGGACCUGGGGGUGCAUGUGGGAGUAUCCUUGGCUUCAGGUGGAAAGCACUAG